AAUGUAGAGGAAAUUCCUGCACUUCGACGUCGAGCUCCUCGAGCACUUUCUUGCGUUCGUUAUUCUCUCUCGGUCUCUUCUGUGUCUCCCUGAGCAAUCUUGCUCGUUUCCUUCGGGAAAAUUACACUCUUUUUUUUCGCCAUUCGUUCGAAAUACCAGCAUAGACCAAAAAUGCUCGAAGAUCUCGAAGUUCACGCACGGGGCAUGCAUCGCCGCCUCAAGGCCCGGUUCAGCCCUACGCAGCUGUUUACUAUUACCCCGGUAAACGAGCCUACGAACACUCCGGCACCUACCGAUCCCCCUGCUAAUCCGCCUGCUAAUACUCCUGCUGCAACUUCUGCUCGUGAGUGGACUUUGACGUCGCUACGCGCUUGCACGAGGCACGGACGUGUGCUAUGCCCGUGUUAGACCGUGUCGACCCUGCAGAACUGUACUGACGCAGUAUUGGUAGCUGCCGCGGUCGCACCGGGCCCAGCUUCCCCGCCGGCUACUUCUGCGGCCUCCAGCCAAGCUCCUGCUACGACCCAUGCUCAGAGCACCAGUUCCACGACUGCUACGACUGCCACGCCCUCCCCGUCCGCGACGUCCUCAAGCAGCUCGUCGUUGUCUUCGUCAUCUUCGUCGCCCUCGUCGUCCUCCACGUCCUCGUCCAGCAGCUCCUCGAAGACCGGUAGUUCAUCGAGCACCCUCGCUACACCCUCUCCUACGCCCGUAUGUGAAGCGCUCA
This is a messenger RNA of Phanerochaete carnosa HHB-10118-sp, 727 nucleotides long. RefSeq lists its product as uncharacterized. Bases 172 to 408 code for a protein of 78 amino acids. NCBI's taxonomy places the organism in Eukaryota, Fungi, Basidiomycota, Agaricomycetes, Polyporales, Phanerochaetaceae. The record is from RefSeq and is a predicted model, not a curated record. The transcript has a single exon.